GCUUCCCUCUACGUUCAUUGAGCUAGCCUAACCUUGCAAGCUUGAGAGCUGAAAGUGAAAAGGAAGAUUUCAGACGACCGAGCUUUCCUAACUGUGAAGUUAAAAUCAUUGUAUUUCUUUGCUGUGAUGGUGGCGAAAAUAGUUUAUGAAGAAACAGAAAACUUUGUCAACCAUCAAACAAACCUCUAACCUUUGGUAGCUCAUCCGCAUCAGUUGCUGCGACGGACGCAACCUGCAGAAGAGCUAGACCUCUGAGAGAAGGAAGGACCAACAAGCCAUCAUCAUGGAUGGCAUUUUAUCUUUAGAAUCCACUGAUAUAAAGACUGGUAUUAAGAGGAAGGAUAUCCUACUCAAUAAACCUCAGGUGGAUCAGACAACCAGUCCCAAGAUAGAGGUCAAAGCUGCCCCAGCCGGUGUUAUGUACAAGUUGAGGGAUAUUAACAAAGAGCUGGUUCAAUCUUGGAAGGAGAUAUUCAAGGGUUGUGAUCAAGUAGAGGUUUCGGAAGGUGAUAUUUUUAAGAAUGCACCAGCAGCAGAUGCAAUAGUUUCUCCAGCGAAUAGUUUUGGUUACAUGGAUGGAGGCAUUGAUUUAGCAUACUCUAGACAUUUUGGUUGGCAACUCAUGAAUAGGUUACAAAAAAUGAUCAUGACAGAGAAAGAUGGUGAACUUUUAGUGGGUGAUGCAAUUAUUAUACAAACAUGUCAGCAGUUCUGGGGCAACACAGAGAAGACAUCGUGGGAAGGUUUUAACCAAGGCACACCCAUCAAGUACCUUAUAUCAGCCCCUACUAUGAGGGUACCUAUGGAUGUAUCAGACAGUAUCAAUGCUUACUUAGCAUUUAGAGCUGUCAUAUUAGCAGUACAAAAGCACAAUGCGAAUUCAAGUAAGACCGGUCUCUUGCCUAUAUCUAGUGUUCUAUGUCCAGGACUAGCCACCAAUGUAGGGAUGAUGCCUCCUAAGAAAUGUGCAAAACAGAUGAAGUGUGCGUAUGAAAUUUAUGAAUUAAAAGAAGAUCUAUACCUUCAGAACCCAGAGAGUUUAGGGAGUGUUUGGGAACACCAUCUAUAUAUGAAAUCAGAUGAUGACUAUAAUCCAGAAAUCACAUUUUUAGAAGAGAGCUGAGGUUUGGCCUUCUGUUUGUAAAGUACUCUCUAUCCUUCCUGCCCCCACUCUGCUCUACCCCACCUCACCCGCUCUUUUCCCCCUUUCCCUGGCACCUGUGUAUAGCGCCCUCAACGUUGCUCCAUUACCAGACGUAAUCUCUACACGGCCAUUGCAACAGGGGCAAUCUGACUAUUCAACAUCGGUUGCUUGCACAGAUGAUAUCAUUUUCAAGCUGUACUCCCAGCUAUCGGCUACCUGGAUCAACCGCUUCCAUGUAUGUCAUGUUUGAACAUUAUCAACAAUUGAGCUGCAAGAAAUAAGUUUUUCUUGUAAUACAUGAGCUCCAAUGUGUAUGCAUGAUGAUUUCGGACAACAUCAAAGAUUACUACAGUUGCAGGGUUUUUAUCCUGUACUACAAUAAGCCAUUACUGGCUAGAAUUGUGGAUGAUGUUUGAAGAUAUUCAGCAAUUUCUGCUAGGAGCAAGUUCUUUUCUGUUAAUACAUCCAACUCGAAUAUGAUAUGACAAUGUUUGGAUGGGUUCAGCAAUUGCUACAAAUACAAUUUUUUUUCUUGUACCACAACAAGCUGUGACUGGCCAGAACUGUGAAUGAUCUUUGGACAACUUCAGUGAUUGCUGCAAGGACAGCUUUUCAUUUACAAUACCAGUGACGGCUCAUACGUUACUACAUCACAUGCAUGGGAAUAGACUAUCGUCAAUAUCACAGCUUUGGUAUGCACGGUGGAAUGGAAUUCAGUUUUGAAUGAGCAGGACACUUCAAGUCUACACAUGCUACACGUCCAGAGCUACAGUGAGCCAGGAAAACUCCAAUGAUCGAUACUACAGUGAUGAGUCCUGAGGAGAAAUUCAUGAUGUAAUAAGGUCCAACCUGAUUGUUUAUUUUGUUCCUACAUUGUUUUUAUAGCUUUUGUUGUCAUUUUGCAGACUAUCAUCAUGCGUAUAUUGAAAAACACUGAAUAACAAGUGAAUUUUUAAAUGGUGUUUACCCCACUAAGCUGCCCAAUGCCCUGUAAAACACAACUUGAUCAUAAGUCUGAUUUUUAUGAUUACUUGCAUUAUAAUAAAUGCAUUGAUUAGUAUGUACAAUUGAUCAUAGGAUUCAACUAUAUGAUCAACUGCUAUGAUAUGUGCUUCAGGGCCCUUAUCACGAAAUGGUCUCUCACAUACGCAUCAAUGUCUAUUAGAUAAUUGGCCCCUCAUAAAUGCUAUAUAUUUUUUUAUUAUGUGUGGAAUCUAAAGUAAAUCACUGACCACAAACAGAGCACACUACAAUGCAUUGGAAGUAUAAAAAGCAUUCAUUUCUUAUCUGACCUUCUGCUGAAAAAAAUGAGCAACAGUUGUUUUCUUAACCACUUAGGUAGUGUUGUGUUUCUACCAACUGCAAACAUACAUGUCCUUAUGCGGAGUAAUUACUCAAUUAUUACUUUCUGUGUAUGCAAAAUGUGCUUAAAUGUGACCUCCAUAUAUAGUGUACAUAAGACUUGAAUGAUGUACGUGUAUCUAUUUCUUAUAACAAAGGCAAUACAGAUAAUGUACAUUGGCUGAUGCGUUCAACUGCAUAUAACAUGCAGUGGUAUUGUGUUUUUUUUUACGCUGCAUGUUCAUGUCAGGCCUGGAUGUUAUAUCCAGCAAAGUUUUUUUUUUUGCCUUACUUUGAAUAUUUUUAAAGAUGGCACUGGCAGGAUCAUGUUUUUGCGAAUGUACAUGAACAGAUGUGUAAAGAAAGAAUGAGUUUUGAUAUUCUUAAUUCUGUGUGUGUAUUUGCUACAUGUUACAAAGUAAAUGAUGCAGAAACUUCUUAUGGUAAAUGGUGAAUGGUGGUUAUUUUUUACCUGAUUGCUAUUAAAGCAUUGAAUGCUUGUAAGCAAGCAACCAGAGGACCGACGGCUUAAGGUCCUCUCCGAGGAACCUGGUAAUGUGGAUCAAUGCCUCACCAAAGGGCAUGUGCACCAAGAAGGAAUCAAACCCGGGUCACCGGGAUCCGAAACUCCCGCUCUAUCAACUGAGCUAUCGCGUUAAAUGUUAAUGCCGAAAGACUAUGGAUAUAAUAAUAGCAUACAUAUUUCUUUUAGGUAUCUACCUAGGCUUUAAGGAAUUCUGUUCUCAGUGAAUUAUAUUUUGAUAAUGAAAUAAGCAAAAUUUGUAUAGCUCAUCAUACAAAUAUUUCUAAGUGCUGCAUAUUAUUCCUAUGGCUUUAGCACGGCUACCAUGAUCAGGUGCUUUAGCAUUCAAGGGAAUCCCAUGAUGUCAUUCAUAUUGAAACUUUGAACAAGAAUCCUUUAUUUCAGAAUUAAUGCAGAUAAUAUUUGGCAAUAUCAUUUCAUCUUAAUAACUGAUUCCUUCAAGAAAAUGUUGGAUUGUUUUGUAACACCAUAAAUGCAGUGUUUGGCAGAACCAUUUUACAUGUUGUUUGUCCUUUAUAUAUGAAUGUACAUAUGAGUGUACAUGCAGUCUCUUUAGAUUUAAAUGGAAGAAAUCUCUGCACUCAAUAUUUACAUAAAAAUAAAUAUUCACUAACCUAUAUUGAUUGAAGCUCUUCAUUGAACGAUGCAAUAUUUAAUCCUCAAAUAAAUAUAAAAACCUGAGUAUGAUAUUAGACAUGCGGGCAAAGUAUGUAUAAAGAAUCUAUGUUUCUAGAAAGCAAUUAUUGAGUGAGAGAAUAGAGUAUCAUUUACAAUGUCAUGAUGUCUCAAUGAAGAUUGAUUUAUGAAGUUUUGGAACUACUGCCAGUGUGCUUUUAUGAAGGGGACGAAAUAGAUUCUAUAGUUUGUACUUAUUGUGAUUAUUUUUAUUUAUAUUUGAUCAAAGAGAAUGAAAUCGAAUCAUAUGUUUGGAUACCGAGGUGUGACCAAUGUUGUGAUGAACACAGUGUGACCAAUAUGUGCAUCUUACCUGUUUACAACCUGUUGUAGGCAAGUCCAGAUUUAGUAAGGUCUACAAAAUAAUAAAAUUUAAUCAGAAACCGUAUUUACUGUAUUUCCUACACAUGUAGGUGCAAAAAAAGGUGUUAGGUUUUGGAGGAUAGGAGUAUACCACUUGAAAAAUUGUAAAAUAAUGUGUGAGACCUGAGCGAAAAAAAGGCAUGAAAUAAUGCGGCCAUUUCUUUUGGCAGUGGCCACCAGGGCUAAUUUCUAUAUUAACAUGCACAAAUAAAAAACUUUAUUUGUAUACUAAAUUAGUAAUUAACAAUUGUACAUAAUACAAACACAACAAUCAACUUGUGAUUUGAUUCAAUACACAAAGGAAUAUUCAGAAAUUAACUUGCCAAUGUGUAUAUCUCAUCUGUCUUUGCCAUUAAGUUCCAUUAUACUUUUUAUAAACUCUUUUUUGUGCUCAAAAUUAUGAUGAUAGUGAAGACUAAAUAUGAUAACGAAGAAUGGUAUUCUAUGGAAAAAAGAAAGCACAAAUUACAUAUUUUCUUAAAGAUUAUUCUUAUAUUUUUAGUAGCAAUGUGGAGGUGGUUGAUAUGGGAUAAAUUUUAAAUAUUUGUUGUGAGUAAAAAAAGUAUGUAUGAAUUUACAUAAGGUUUGGUUACUCGACUGCUAUAUGUACAGUCAAGUUGUUAUUUGAUACAUACAGUUUUACAUAUGAAUGCUUCUGAUUUUAAAGGAAUAAGGAUUCAAUUAUUUUGAUGUACAUUCACAAUAAUAAUAAUGCAGUUAUUUUAUAACACAUCAAUUCAUGACACAACAUCCCUAUUAAGUUAAUAUUCUGUUAAUGACAGCAUGGGUCAUAUUUACUUUUUUGUUGUUGUUGAGUUCUACUAUUGUUGAACGAGUCAUGUGGAUCCGACUGUUUUUUCACAUUUUGUUGUUAUGAUCGUAGCAAUUUGAAUGGCUUCUAAUGGUAUGUAUGUGCACUAUAGUGACCUUAGUUGGUUCAGCCACCAGAGAGAGAGAGAGAUUGAAGGAGUAUAUUCAUAUUUGUAUACAAGCAGUCGGCCUUCUUAUCAGAUAGUCCAAUAACCACAUCGACAUGGGCUAAACCAGUAAACGUUAGACUUGUGACUUGAUCUCAUAUCUACUUACAUGUAGUCUAAUUCAUAGUUACUUGCUUGCCCAGAUGGGCUAUUUUCCUCUUUAGUUCGUAAACAGCUCAUCUAUAAAGCAUGGCUAUAAGACAAAACUGAAAAUCAGACAAAGUGGUGAAUGAGGUAAAUGGCAACUGGACCACAUGGUUUGUAGAUGGUCGUAGAUGAACUAUAAUUACAUGUAGAUCAUGAUGAAUUAGACCUAACAUAACAAAACAGGUGUAGACUAAUUUGAAACGUAGUGAGAUAAAAUGACAUAACUCAGAAAGUAUAUGAACCUAGUUCAUGAAACUUGGACAUAGAGUAAUGAAAUAUUACUGAAUAUCCUGCCCAAGUUUCAGGUCACAUGACCAAGGUCAAAGGUCAUUUAGGGUCAAUGAACUUUGGCCAAGUUGGUAUUUGUUGAAUUGGCAUCAUAACUUAGAAAGUUUAUGGAUCUAAUUCAUGAAACAUAGACAUAAGGGUAAUCAAGUAUAAAUGAUUGUUUUGCACACAUUGUAGGUCACAUGAUCAUGGUCAAAGGUCAUUUUGCGUCAAUGGACCUAGUAUUUUAUUAUCAUAUGAAUAUUUUCUUUUGUGAAUAAUUAUUCAAUAGCUGUUUUCAAAGCCAGCAGUGCUGCUAUAUCUUAUCGCGUAAUGCAGGCGAGACUGCCAGAGGCGUUCCACUUGUUUUAUUAAUAGACAAACAAUAAAACGAUUAGUUUACAUUAAAUAUGCUAUCCAAAUUUGAUAUCAAAGUUUGACAAUCUCGCAUUUCAGAAUUAUCAGAUUGGAUCUAAUGGUCAAAUUUAAAGUGCAACCACUGUUUUAUGUUUUGGGGAGGGGUUCAUUGGUAUAACACAUUUUUGUGUUUAUCUUUGACACAUUUUGAGGAUAACGGCAUUUACUUUGUGUAUAUGAUAUAUGCACAGGAAAGGAAUGAUAUAUGCACAUGAAAGGAAUGCCCAAUAUAAAGAUGUGUUAUUUGUUUACUUUAUUGUCUAGUAUGUUCUUUCUGUUAAUUUUCUUUUUUUAACUAUUUGGUUUUAUGUUUACCUUUUAAUAUACAUGUAGCUAAUUUGAAAUUCAAAGUGAAUAUACCAAAUGAACCGUAUUUUGCUUUUUUAUUACAUGUAUGAUGCUGAGAAAAAGAAAAUGAUGAAUUGUACCUCAUUCAAUAUGUAGUUGUAGCAUCGAAAAGUAACUCUUGAAUAUUAAGAGCUUCUUUGCUUUGAUCUAUCCAUUGCCAUAAUUACUUUUUAAACUGUUGCACAAACUCUAUAAGCACAAUGUUUUGCAAGAAUUAAUAGUUACAUGGAAGUCUAGAAGAAAAAAAAUUGUUAUUAUUGAAAUGCCUUGCCUCUAAGGCAUCAAGCUUUUAUGUUAUGUAUGUUACAGAUAUUUUGACAUCCAUGUAUUCUUAAAAUAUGAUUUUACUUUUCAUCAUGAAUAUAUGUUUCGAGAUGUCUAUUAAAUUAACAAUGUGAGAAUGAAUCUCACGGUAUACUUGCAUCAUGUUGGAAUUGUACAAGUACAGUUAAUAUCGUUUGGGAAUAACAUGUUUGCCUGUUGAAACGUGGUAUCUAUAAAUAUAAACAUUUUGAGGACAGGUCAGAAAAGGAUGUAUUUUAGAAUCGUAACAAGGGUGGCAGCAUCAUAUUGUCUGAAAACUGUCCCCUAAUUCCUGUGAACUCUUUCUCGGCAAAAGCAGGUUGCCACUUCUGUCAUAACUCUGAAUAUACAUCCGUAUGCUGAAUUGCUAAUAUUUGUGAUAUAGGGGCCUGGUGCCUUUUAAAAUUGUAUCUGAUUGUAAGGCAUGAUUGUAGUAUAACAAGAUUAUGUGGUCUUAUGUAAAAUGAAAAAAAAAGGAAGAAAAGGAGGUAUCCGAAAGGAUGAGUUUUAAGUUACUGAAAAAUGAAAAAAACUCACUGGUUUAUUUCCAAUUGGUCUAAUGCCAAUUCGUCCAAUUGCCAACUCGUCUACUGUCAUUUGGUCUACCAUCAGUUCGUCCACUCACCACAUGGUCUACUUUCAUUUAUUCUAAUGCCAUUCCGUCUAAUAAUCAGUUGGUCCAAUAGCCAUUUAGUCCAUAUACCAUUUGGUAUAAUUGGACUAAGUGUUAAAAUUGUGCAAAAUGAAUGAAAAUGAAAUGGAUAUUAGACCAACUGGUUAUGAGACGAAAUGGUCAUAGACGAAAUGGUGAUUAGACGAAUUGUUGAUGGACAGAAUGGCAUUAGAUUAAAUGAAAGUAGAACAUGUGAGUGGACGAAUUUACCCACUCACUUUCCAGUGAAGUUGAUAUAUAUUUUUUGUGCUGCUAUUGUAUGUGUUAUAGUAAUGUGAUUCUAAUUGUUUAUUCCAGUGGAAAUGAAUAUGAUUUCAUUUUUCAUUCGAGUGGAUGAGGUUUGAACUGUGUAAUACUGAGAAUGAGAAAUAAAACUACAGACUAGACUGAA
Molecule: messenger RNA, 7590 nt
Organism: Lytechinus pictus (painted urchin)
Lineage: Eukaryota; Metazoa; Echinodermata; Echinoidea; Temnopleuroida; Toxopneustidae
Exons: 10
Coding region: 284-1123 (279 amino acids)
Source: RefSeq, a predicted model, not a curated record